AUGGCAACUGCGAAUUCUUUAAUUGUCUCGAACCAACUGAAUUCACCAAAUACGUCGAUGUUAGUGACGGAGAGUUCAUGUCCAAAUAGUACUGCAUUAUCUGACGCUCCUCGUCACCACAACGUACCACAUGCUGAAGCUCAUCCCCCUCCUACCCAACUCAUCAAGUUAAAUUCUCUUUCUGGUCCAUUAGUCACACGAAAAGAAAAGCUCCAUACUUCUUCUCGAUUCGGUGUUCCGAAGAGUCGCGAACUUAAUCCUUUACCUCUUGUUAAAGAUGCUGAUAAUCAAGAGAAACGAGAAGAGCUAUUUAUUGAAAAACUCAAACAAUGCUCUGUUGUAUUUGAAUUUGUUCCGGAUAUUUUAAGUGAUUUAAAAGAUAAAGAAGUGAAACGUGCUGCAUUGCAUGAAUUAACAGAAUAUUUAACUGAAAAUUCUGGUAUAAUUACUGAUGCAAUCUAUCCAGAAGUUAUUCGAAUGGUUGAAGCUAAUUUGUUUCGCACCUUACCACCACCAAGUAAUCCAUCUGGUGCAGAAUUUGAUCCAGAAGAGGAUGAACCAACAUUGGAGGCUGCAUGGCCUCAUUUACAAUUAGUGUAUGAAUUCCUACUACGUUUCAUUGAAUCGCCGAAUUUUCAACCAAAUAUUGCUAAACGUUAUUUCGAUACAAAAUUUGUAUUACAGCUAUUAGAAUUAUUCGAUAGUGAAGAUCCUCGUGAACGUGAUCUUGUCAAAACUAUAUUACAUCGUGUUUAUGGUAAAUUUCUUGGUUUACGUGCAUUUAUUCGUAAACAAUUUGGUAAUAUAUUUUACAAAUUUAUUUAUGAAACAGAAGUUCAUAAUGGAAUUGCUGAAUUGUUAGAAAUAUUAGGCAGUAUCAUCAAUGGAUUUGCAUUACCGUUGAAAGAAGAACAUAAAAUGUUUUUAAUGCGUGUUUUACUACCUUUGCAUAAAGUCAAAUCAGUCAGUAUAUAUCAUGCACAAUUAGCUUAUUGUGUAAUACAAUUUUUAGAAAAAGAUCCAACACUUACACAACAGGUUGUUCUUAGUUUGUUAAAAUUUUGGCCUAAAACUCAUAGUCCUAAAGAAGUGAUGUUUUUAAAUGAAUUAGAAGAAAUUUUAGAUGUUGUAGAUCCAUCAGAAUUUCGAAAAAUUAUUCGUCCACUUUUUACACAAUUAGCUAAAUGUGUAUCAUCGCCUCAUUUUCAAGUUGCUGAACGUGCAUUAUAUUUUUGGAGUAAUGAUUAUAUUCUACAAUUAAUGCAUGAUCAUGUAGAAGAAAUUUUACCAAUUAUGUUUCCUGCUUUAUAUCGUACAAAAGAACAUUGGAAUAAAACAAUUCAUGGUCUUGUAUACAAUGCUUUAAAAUUAUUCAUGGAAAUGAAUCAAAAACUUUUUGACAAUUGUACACAACGUUAUAAAGAAGAAAGACAAAAAAUUAGAGAAGAAGCUAAACGACGUGAACGUGUAUGGGCUACAUUACAUGAAACUGCAAAAGGCAAUCCAUUAUAUGCUAUUGUUAUGAAAGAAACAUCAACAAUCAAUCAAGAUUCAUCUAUUUCAGUAGUAUCUAAUUCAUCAUCAACUAAUAUAGAUGACUAUUGUGUAAAUACUGGAAUUUCAUCUACAAAUAAUAAUACUGUUGAAAAUGAUGACAUACCUCCUGUAGAUGAAGAUAUCAAUGGUUCAUUGAUAAAUCUUCAACGUGAAGCUGAAGAUGAUACGGAACUUCGUGGCAUCAUUAAUGAACGACGUCGUGAUAAAUUUCCUAUGAUUCAACGAAAAUCUGAACUUCCACAUAGUAGAACUACUAUUCGUGCACUUGAACAACAUCGUCGUCCAGAUGAAUAUUUAAAAACUCAACCUGAUGGUUAA
This is a messenger RNA of Schistosoma turkestanicum, 1875 nucleotides long. The record is from the annotation of a GenBank genome assembly. Lineage: Eukaryota; Metazoa; Platyhelminthes; Trematoda; Strigeidida; Schistosomatidae.